AUCAUUUAUUUUCUGCAUGAUUUGAAUUAUUCAAUAUGGGGAAAACUUCUGUCACCAAGCUAUCUCUUCUCGUUGUCAUCCUUUUUGCUUUCGCAACAUCUCAUUUUCCAUUUAGGGCAGAAGCAAGGCACAAGCAUGUACAACACAAGAACCACCACCAUCGUCGUGUAAAGCCUUCUCCAGUGACAAUACCACCAUCACCGCCACCACAAAUAUCACCAUCUCCUGCACCAACAUCAACCGCUGAAGACCUGCCAAACAUUGAAGACCCACCAAGAGAAUUAGCACCAGUUCCAUCAUACCCAGAACCAGCACCUUAUAUAGACAUUAACAAUUUGCCCCCAUACCAAAUCCACGGUUGUGGCUAUCCGUGCAGCGACUCCAAUGAUUGUGAUGCCCCAUGCACAAUAUGUGGUGCAAACUACACAUGUGCGUACGAUGAACCUUACCCAUGGCCCCCAAUUUCUUCCCCACCUAGUGCAGAUUCACUACCACCAGUACCAGAAGUCCCCCCGUACGAAACCCAUGGUUGUGGCUAUCCAUGUACUAACUCAAACGACUGCGAUUGGCCCUGCACAAUCUGUAGUGCAAACCAAACAUGUACUUAUUUCGAUAUAGGAGAACCAGCUGUUCUUCCACCUCCUGGAUACGAAUAUCCACCCUAUCAGGUUCAUGGGUGUGGCUACCCAUGUACUGACUCAAACGACUGUGAUUGGCCGUGCACAGUUUGUGGUUUUAACAAGACAUGUUCGUAUGAAGAACCCAUGACACUGGCAUCAUUUGUGCCAUCACAGGCACCUGAACCGGCUCCUUCACCCAGUUCAGGGGAGGACGAGGGCGAUAUAGAUGCACCGAAACCUCCUUAUGAUAUAGGAGUGCCAGCUGACCUUCCUCCUCCAGGACAGGAAUAUCCGCCUUAUCAGGUUCAUGGUUGUGGCUUCCCGUGCUUUGACGAUAAUGAUUGUGAUUGGCCUUGCACAGCCUGUGGUGCUAAUAAUACCUGCCAGUAUGACUAGUUUAUGAUUUCAAUACAAUUUCAACACAAUAAGAAUUAAUAUCUAGUGAUCCUGUAUUUUACAAGUACUAACACAUAAUUAAGAGAAUAUCUGAUCAUAUGAUAUACAUGUAUAUUUGGAUAUUUUUCUCGUGUAUUAUUCUUAAUAAACAUCUUACCACAU
Molecule: messenger RNA, 1178 nt
Organism: Amaranthus tricolor (Joseph's coat)
Lineage: Eukaryota; Viridiplantae; Streptophyta; Magnoliopsida; Caryophyllales; Amaranthaceae
Product: vegetative cell wall protein gp1-like
Exons: 2
Coding region: 36-1016 (326 amino acids)
Source: RefSeq, a predicted model, not a curated record